Nomascus leucogenys (northern white-cheeked gibbon) is the source of this 1308-nucleotide messenger RNA. RefSeq names its product cilia and flagella associated protein 36 (gene CFAP36). Gene Ontology annotation, cellular component: axoneme; ciliary base. NCBI's taxonomy places the organism in Eukaryota, Metazoa, Chordata, Mammalia, Primates, Hylobatidae. The record is from RefSeq and is a predicted model, not a curated record.
UUUACUUCCGGGCCGCGGUCUAGGGCGGCUACGUGUGUUGCCAUGGCGACCAUUUUGCGUUAACUGGUUGGUAGCUUCUAUCCUGGGGGCUGAGCGACUGCGGGCCAGCUCUUCCCCUACUCCCUCUCGGCUCCUUGUGGCCCAAAGGCCUAACCGGGGUCCGGCGGUCUGGCCUAGGGAUCUUCCCCGUUGCCCCUUUGGGGCGGGAUGGCUGCGAAAGAAGAGGACGAGGUGGAGUGGAUGGUGGAGAGCAUCGCGGGGUUCCUGCGAGGCCCAGACUGGUCCAUCCCCAUCUUGGACUUUGUGGAACAGAAAUGUGAAGUUUUUGAUGAUGAAGAAGAAAGCAAAUUGACCUAUACAGAGAUUCAUCAGGAAUACAAAGAACUAGUUGAAAAGCUGUUAGAAGGUUACCUCAAAGAAAUUGGAAUUAAUGAAGAUCAAUUUCAAGAAGCAUGCACUUCUCCUCUUGCAAAGACCCAUAUAUCACAGGCCAUUUUGCAACCUGUGUUGGCAGCAGAAGAUUUUACUAUCUUUAAAGCAAUGAUGGUCCAGAAAAACAUUGAAAUGCAGCUGCAAGCCAUUCGAAUAAUUCAAGAGAGAAAUGGUGUAUUACCUUACUGCUUAACCUAUGGCUCUGAUGUGGUCAGUGACCUUGAACACGAAGAGAUGAAAAUCCUGAGGGAAGUUCUUAGAAAAUCAAAAGAGGAAUAUGACCAGGAAGAAGAAAGGAACAGGAAAAAACAGUUAUCAGAGGCUAAAACAGAAGAGCCCACAGUACAUUCCAGUGAAGCUGCAAUAAUGAAUAAUUCCCAAGGGGAUGCUGAACAUUUUGCACACCCACCCUCAGAAAUUAAAUUGCAUUUUGCUAAUCAGUCAAUAGAACCUUUGGGAAGAAAAGUGGAAAGGUCUGAAACUUCCUCCCUCCCACAAAAAGGCCUGAAAAUUCCUGGCUUAGAGCAUGCGAGCAUUGAAGGACCAAUAGCAAAUUUAUCAGUACUUGGAACAGAAGAACUUCGGCAACGAGAAGACUAUCUCAAGCAGAAGAGAGAUAAGUUGAUGUCCAUGAGAAAGGAUAUGAGGACUAAACUGAUACAAAAUAUGGAGCAGAAAGGAAAACCCACUGGGGAGGUAGAGGAAAUGACAGAGAAACCAGAAAUGACAGCAGAGGAAAAGCAAACAUUACUAAAGAGGAGAUUGCUUGCAGAGAAACUCAAAGAAGAAGUUAUUAAUAAGAAGUAAUAAUUAAGAACAAUUUAACAAAAUGGAAGUUCAAAUUGUCUUAAAAAUAAAUUUAGUCCUUACACUGAG